UAUUUAAAGUAAAGUCAGCGUUAGUUAAGGCAGUUUUUGACAUGUUAAUCUUGAUGUGUUUUAAAAGCUGUCAAUCACAUUACUGAGGCAGCUUGAAAGGAAGACUUAUAGUGAAGGCACAUACUUUUGGAUGUUCACGGUGUCUUCAUUUUACCCAAAACUAAGGUCUUCACAAUAGAUUUUUGAAUGUCUUAUUCUUUUAUUUGGGCCUCCUGAUUCAGUUCUUUACAACAGAAAAGUUGUUGCUGUCCCUUUGAAGCAUGACUCCACGGGAUCACAUGAGAAAAAUGUCUAUCCUAGGAGAACAAGGAACACUAGAAGAAAAGCACUUAUACCGAUUAGCAAGUGGCAUGGCAGCAGGAGAACUGCGGCAGCGGCAAGAGAUGCUAAUGAGAAAUCAGUUGAUGGCAGUAAACCCUCAGCUAAUGGGCGCAGGCCAGCAGAGAAUGCAGGCAAUUCCCUCCCAGUUUGAGCCUCGACUGGUAGACAGAGAUCUGUUGCCUUCAACUGAAAUGAUGGCAUCAGCUGAUCCAAGACAAAUCCAUAUUGCGUCGCACCUUGGACCCACAGUCCCACAGCACGCAAACAUGCCAAACAUAUUGUCCAACCGUGUUUACCCAGGCCCAGGAUAUAGCUUUCUGCAACCAGAAUCCAUGGAAGCUGUGGCCAGGAGACAGGAACUGGUUCAAAAGCAAAAUAUUGCCAGAAUGGAAAUGGAGAUGAGUGCUAUUUUUCAGCAAAAAGAAAUGGAGAAAGCUCAUCGGAAAGGGCUACUGGGCCUGGAAGCACCUUUCCUUUACCAUGGGAUGCCAGCUAGUCCCAUCGCUUUCCGUGGCAGGCACAGACUACCUGAAGGCCAUCUUCCCAGCGACUUAUAUGUUCAUCGUACCACCCUUGAUGAAAUUCAUGGCAACACUAUGCUCAUGGCAACCAGCCCAUACCCUCCAGUCAGCACUUUGCAAAGGGAGAGGGCACGUCGACCAGGGAGGAGAGCUGGAAAUCACAAAACUGCAGACUGUAGUGCCAAUGGCACAAAGAACCAAGCUGAUGACAAAACUACGGACCCUGCUUCAGCUGCAGCGGAUGAUGAGAAAGAAGACAAGAAAGAAGCAGAGGUGGAGACACCAAACAAACUUGAACAAAGCAAAAACCAGACUGAGCCAUCUGCAGUUGCCAAAAAUUGUAAAGAGUUUGAACAAGGCUUGAGAAAAAACUGUGCUACUCAUGAAAUUUCUACUGAAACCAACAGCUGCAGCAACACAAAUGAGAAGGAAUCUAAUAGCUCCUGUGCUGCUUUUGAUGAGAAGUACAUGUACCCUUCUGCAAUCCCAUUCUCAGCAUUGCCAUACGGAUUUCCAGUACCCAGCAACCCAUUGCUACCUUCAGGAGCACAAGGCCUGAUCCUGAAUGGAGAAGACAUUUCUUCCAUUGAAGACAUUCGCAAGUGGACUGUUGAUGAUGUAUACAACUUCAUCGUUAGCCUCCCAGGCUGUUCAGAUUAUGCCCAGAUAUUUAAAGACCACGCUAUUGAUGGAGAAACCCUCCCACUGCUAACAGAGGAACAUCUCCUGGAUACAAUGGGAUUAAAACUCGGACCAGCAUUGAAAAUCCGCUCUCAGGUGUCCCGACGUUUGGGCAAUGUGUUCUACAUGAUGAAUCUUCCUCUGUCUGUGCCCCUGCCACCUGCUUCAGGCAAACCCUCAGAUCAGCCCUCCGACAUAGCCUCCCCUCUUCACUGCAAUAGCAGUGGCGAUACGCUGGAUAGUCCCUGCUCUCAGGACCCAGAAACUUCAAAAGCAGUGGAACAGAUCGUUUCAGAAAGCAGGGAAAACCCAUGUGACACAGCUGGAUCUCAGGCUGACUUCCAGAUGAUCACUUUUCAGAAAAGUUGAGCUGAGUCUAGGACAUAAACUAUUUUUAAUAAUACAGGAACCUCUAGUUACAGUGUUUGAGAAGAUAGCUACAGUCUGAAACCUCUGUAUGACGGGGGCUGAGUGAAAUAAUCUGCAAAUGUAGCAUGAGGAAGUAUGGUAUCUGAAAAGCAUUUAAAAAAUGCAACUACAUAUUAGUGCAAUUACUUUCAAGUGCAAUUCAUUGAAAAGAAUACUAGUACAGUUAACAGAUAAAUCUAAUUUUCCAUUGAAGUCCAGUGUGAUCACUGAAAUCUGUCACAGACUCAGUGCAUUGUCUGUCUUACAGCAUGUACCUGCUGAGAAACUACAAGGAAAAGUUACAGCUUCCACACAUAGCUGACUUCUGCAGAAAAUUUAUACGGAAUUCAUUGGGAGAGUAUGGAAUUACCUGCAGAAUGUAGAGAAAUACACCGUAGACUCAACAAUUUGAGUUAAUUCCAUUGCUAUUCUAGAACUAAGCCUUUCUAAGUGCCUGGGAAGGGUAUACAGGGUAUAGACGAGACACAUGGAUUAAACCCUGGACAUGAAUUUACAGUGUGUAACAGCAAUUUUAAUUACUCCGAGGCAUUCUUAUCGAUGGGGUUUGAAUUUGCUUUGCGUGAUUGCACAGCUGAGCUGAGUUUAGGAGGAAGCAGCAGCAGACUCUGCCACGAAGACCAGUCACUGGGUCAGUAACGUUCCUGCAGGCAGCAGGCUCAAAGCCACCCGGCUCCUGCCAACCUCUGCGGCAGCACCCUUCCCCUCAGGUCACCUGGGCAAGCCAUGGAAAGCCCUUCACUCAGCAGCAUGCUCAGUGUUCUUCAUUUUGGAAGAGGCCACCAAUGCUAGCCUGAAAGCUCCCCUUUCUCUGCAAAAAUACGGCUUCCCCUCACUUCUGCUACUGACAAGUCAUUACCUCACAGCAAACAAGAACCACAAAAUAGAGGUUUUAGCUAGGGAUAAAUCCCCAGCAUUUUAUUGUGAUUCCUGUGUGGAUUAUCCUUGUUCCCUCUUUAGGGGUUUGGUCACACAGUGGUCUUCCACUGAGGCUUUGGAAGUCAGUAUACUACAGUGCUGUCUUCCACUCUCUUUCUUGCAAGAACACUUCUUUACUCCAAAGAACACACAAAUUAUUUUUGAUAAAAUUAAUUUCUGUAAAUUGAGGGUUGAUAGAUUGCAGAUCUGCUGUAUAUUGCUACUUUAGGUUCUCUCCCCUUAGUUUAGUUUGUGUGGCCUCAAGUAUUUAAAAAUCAAAAGGUACACUGCCGUUCAGAUGGUGAGUGUCUAAACACACGAGGAGAGGGAGUACUCUCAUUUUAUACUGUGGGCACCUGUUCUUCUACUUUAGUCUGAGAUAAAUUAUUUUAUACCUUUGGUAUACUUGUGCACUAGGUAAUAUGUGAUUAGAUGUUUGCAACAACUUAAGAUGUUCAUCUUACUAUACUAUCCAAACUUUGCAGCCUUGAGACGAAGGGCAAAUAUCUAUAGUACUCCUUUUCUGAAGUAGCAAAGUCUUUCUGUAAAAGGAGUAGAGCCUGAUUCUGCUUUCACUGAAAAAUGCCACUGACAUGAGUUACGGCAGUUUUGGGCUCUGUGCAUGUAUCUUCAAAUACUGCAACUGGAGUAUAUGACCUUAGGGUUCAUCGAUAAAACCCAGUAAGGCCUAAUGCAAAAGCAUGGUAUGCUAUGCAGCAAAAUACUCCGAAGUUGCAGACAGAUCCUGAAGUAAUCCCCUCCUAAGUGAAGUGCUGACCUUCACAUCUGGUGAUCUGGUGAAAUAAUGGGAGUCUUUCCCAAGAGUCUGGAUAAUAUCUUAUGCAUGAUCUGUGGAUAUUCUUCAUAUAAGGAACUAUUUACUGAAUAUUCAAUAGUGUUCAAAAAAAGCAAAAUUAUAACCUAAAGCUGGAAAGUUUAAAUAUAACUCCAUAAGAUUGUUUAAAAGAAGGUGUACAACAGCAAUAUUAAUCUUGGACUGGCAAUUAGUUUCCUGUUCACUUACCUCACCCACCUCAAUUAAUUUCAAGAAGUGUUAACCUCUGUUAUCUUCAUUAACUUCUCUACAUUUUUUCAUGGCUUUAAAACUUAGUAAGGCAGCUUGGAGAGUUUUAUGUUGAAUUUGGUAAUGUAAAUGUUUACCAUUUCAGAUUUUGGAUUGAAACACAAUUGUCAAUGUAAAAAAAUCAUAUUCUGUUCGAAAUACUUUUACCUCUUACUUUAAGAUGUAACAUCUCAGAUUAGUUACCCCAGAAAAAAUGUUUUACAGUAGAUUUAACUAUUGUGAUUUGGUUUUGAUGUAGACUGUUCAUAUACCGUGAGGGAAAAGUAAAAAAUUUUUAUAUAGUAAAAGUGCUUGUUAAAACAAUAAAAAAAAAUAAAUAAAUCAGGGACACCAAUUCAGUUUAGCAUCUGAAACAACUUCUAACUUUUUUUUUUGUACAAUUGACGAUCACGUCGACAAUGUCACUUACCUAAUUAAACACAGUUGAUGAAUUGAUUUUCAAAUGGCAUCCUACCUCCGUCAUUGUAUGAAAUAUUUGACUUAAUCCACAUGAGACCUUCACCUUGGAAAUCUCUGAGACGUUUCCAGGCCAAUGAGGCCACGAGAUGUCGCUGCAAAGCUACGAGAUGUUAUCUACUACCCCUCCAAAGUGAAAUGCAGCACACCUGAAGUACAGGUGGCCUGUUAAGAGUAAGGAUAUGAAGAAAUUGAACUUGUUUUUCUAAAGUAACAGCAGAGGAACUUGACUUGAAAUUCCAUAUGCCAGGGAAGAAAGAUUGAAGUCUGGUUCUGAAGAGUGUGACUAGUUUUGUAAAUGGCUCAGACAUGAACAAUGCUAAAAGCAGAGAAAGCUAGGAUGCAAACUUUGCAGUCUGGUACUACUUCUGCAAUUAAAAAAACCCAUAGGAUCCUUUGCACAUACUGGGCUCUUCUUCCCAAAAUGACAAAAAGAAUGACUUCAUGGCUUCCUAUACUGGGGGGGCGAGAUGUGCCGGAGCAGUCAAAUGCAGUAAGGCCUG
Aquila chrysaetos chrysaetos is the source of this 4910-nucleotide messenger RNA. It is a transcript of the gene SAMD7, whose product is annotated as sterile alpha motif domain containing 7. Bases 261 to 1892 code for a protein of 543 amino acids. Lineage: Eukaryota; Metazoa; Chordata; Aves; Accipitriformes; Accipitridae. The transcript is spliced from 9 exons. The record is from RefSeq and is a predicted model, not a curated record. Gene Ontology annotation, molecular function: protein binding.